Molecule: messenger RNA, 1804 nt
Organism: Xiphophorus maculatus (southern platyfish)
Lineage: Eukaryota; Metazoa; Chordata; Actinopteri; Cyprinodontiformes; Poeciliidae
Exons: 12
Coding region: 43-1191 (382 amino acids)
Source: RefSeq, a predicted model, not a curated record
UCCUGUAACGAAGAGGAGUCCCUACCUGAGCUCAGCUGGAAGAUGCUAACCGUGUCAGUUUAUCUGCUGCUUUGGUCCUUCUCUGCAUCGUCUUCAGGAGUGGGCGUUUCCCCUCAGUGUCAACCCGGGUGGCUCCUCUUCGGACGGAGAUGUUUUGCUUUCUUCCCCGUGUGGAGCUCUUGGACCAGUGCCAGUACUUUAUGCUCUGAGACCGGUGGGAACCUCAUGUUGCUCCACAACCCGGAGGAAAGGCAAAUUGUCCUCCAACUGACCAACACCAGCACACCUGUGUGGCUGGGUAAACACCAGAAUGGAUCAAGGAUUUGGAGUGACGACUAUCUGCUUAACAACCAGACCAACCAGAUGGACGAAAAGACCAAAGAGUUUGGACUCUGCAUGGAAAUGAUACCCAAAACUGGAGAGCUGCAGAGCGCCCCCUGUGGAGAACUUCGGUUCUACAUCUGCACCACUUCACCGAGGUUUACCUCCGCUGACCUCAGCAGAAACAAGCUGCUUCAACCAGGGCUCGUCCCCGGGGUGCUUCUGUUCGACGUCGUCUGGGACUCCAGCUCCACUCAAGCCAAGGAGAUUUUCUUCUCAUCCUCGCUGCUCAGAGGCCUGAGGUCUGGCAAUCUGACGGAACGCUGCUACAACACAUUCAUGCAGCAGGAGGAGACUUACCUGCUCAGAGUCAGAAGCACACUUGAGGUUCUGGUUGGGCGUCUCCAUGAACACAGUAAAAUUAGGUCGCUGCUGCUGGACACAUUCAGACGAUACGGGACAGGAAAGCAGAGCCUCCAUCUUUCCUCCCCGGCCCCACAGUGGCUCCAGUGGUCCCUGCAGUCUUUCCACCGGGUGGUUCUGGACGACCCGGUGUACUGGCUCCUGGCUUUGUCGGCCCGGGCCUGCCUGCAGGACUUUGUGGCUCAGAAGCUGCAUCAGGAACUCGGGUCACAGGUUCCGAGCCUGAAAAAGAACAGUUUCUACCAGAUGUGGAGGAGGGAGAACGUGGACUUUGUCUGGGUUAAGAGAUUCAAAGCGGUGGUGGAGGAGUACCAGGAUGAAAUGGACGUCCAUAAAGCAAUCGCCAUCUUCAGGGAGCACAUGAUGAAUCAGAAGAGCCUCCAUAAAUAUGUGAGCUGUGAGGAUGAAGAUGAUGAAGAAAUCCACAUCAGGGCUGAUGUUUUAUAGCUUCCUCAGAGUUCAGCUCACACAUUGCAUAUUUUCAAAGCAGGAAUAUUUACCAGAUUAUUCUGGACUUGAAUGAAAACAUUUCUCUUUUAGUUUUUUUUUUCCAAGUUCAAAAUUGUUUUAUCUGAUCAAUGGUCAAUUAAAAAUAAACAUGUUAUCAUGUUCGUACAUAAAAUUGCACUAAAGAGUUACAGUUACAGUUUUGCUCUAGUUCACUACAACAGAGGUGUGUUUUGAUCUGUUAUCAGGGAUUUUGUGUGUUUAAUAUGUUACAAACAUUUUUAAAUAUGAAUUACUUCAACAUAUGUUUGGUUUUUAUCAUGUUUUUAUGAAAGUUGUGCUCAGGUUUCUCUUUAGCUAGCAUCUUAAAGUGAUGCUAGCUGGUUAAAAGUUUCAGUCUCCGUUCCUCUUUUCCCUUCGUCAUGUUAAAAUGUAACAACAAAUGAAUCCGGUUUCUCCCUAAGAUGAAAUUUAUUGCAUGUCUUAAAUAAAACGUUGUUUUUUUUACACUUUUUUUCUCUUUUUACUGAUACUUCUUGUAGUGAAAGGUCUUUGCAUAAAUGGCUGACUCUGUCUCCCUCUGCUGGCUGAAAUAAAAAACUGCACCCUUCUA